Molecule: messenger RNA, 609 nt
Organism: Lindgomyces ingoldianus
Lineage: Eukaryota; Fungi; Ascomycota; Dothideomycetes; Pleosporales; Lindgomycetaceae
Exons: 5
Coding region: 1-609 (202 amino acids)
Source: RefSeq, a predicted model, not a curated record
AUGUCUUGUAGACUGGGGAUUGCUUGGGCAACCCAUCCUAGAGCCCUUUGGGUUACCGAUACGUUCCAUAUAAAUGCUAGUUAUACUGUGCCCAAGAUACUAUCUUUCUCCUUCCAAAAGUCCCUACAUUCUUCAUUCGAUUUACCCCAUACGUGUUGUUUCAAAGUCUUGGAGUCUACAUGCCUUCCCUUAGCCUAUUGGCUGCUUCCAAUCCCUCUAAAACUCUGGAAUUCUCGAUCUAAUUACAACAGGCUGUACCGGAAAUGCGACUCAGAGAAAGCACAGCUUCUGAGGCGAUAUUGGUAUUGCGGCGGGAGUCUAGUACCCUGCUGUGAGAGGUGGGCUGAACUGGCGAUGCAUUUGAGAGCGAAGAUGCCCCUAGCGAGGCAGAGUCUAGAAAGCUAUGUUCAAGCAGGAAAAUGGUGCCCGGUUGCUUUGCCAGCAUUCCCUUCUCGCAACGGAGACAGGACUACUUGGGUUCUUAAGGUUUGUAGCAUUUCCAUUCCUCUGCGCGUUCUAAACACUCUUAACGUGUUUGCUAUAGAAGCCGUCCUCUCCUAUAAAGAAAUACAAUUCGCAGCCUCGAUUCUAGCAAUUCGCCUCGUGUGA